Marmota monax (woodchuck) is the source of this 1098-nucleotide messenger RNA. RefSeq names its product vestigial like family member 2 (gene Vgll2). The transcript is spliced from 4 exons. Lineage: Eukaryota; Metazoa; Chordata; Mammalia; Rodentia; Sciuridae. Gene Ontology annotation, biological process: regulation of transcription by RNA polymerase II. The record is from RefSeq and is a predicted model, not a curated record. The coding region runs from base 136 to 1098 and encodes 320 amino acids. Gene Ontology annotation, cellular component: nucleus.
GCUGAGCUAGCCGGCCCUCGCUCCGCCGCAGAUGACUCCGGAGCUCAGGCCCAAGCGCCGCCCAUGCAGCAUCCCUGAGCUCCGCCGAACCAGAGUUAAUGAAAAAACAUUUAACCGUCUCCGCGGCGGGGAGCCAUGAGCUGUCUGGAUGUUAUGUACCAAGUCUAUGGUCCUCCGCAGCCUUACUUCGCAGCCGCCUACACCCCCUAUCACCAGAAGCUAGCCUAUUACUCCAAAAUGCAGGAAGCCCAAGAGUGCAAUGCUAGCCCCAGCAGCAGUGGCAGUGGCAGUGGCAGCUCCUCAUUUUCUAGCCAAACCCCAGCCAGCAUAAAAGAGGAGGAAGGCAGCCCAGAGAAAGAGCGCCCACCAGAGGCAGAGUACAUCAACUCCCGCUGCGUCCUCUUCACCUAUUUCCAGGGGGACAUCAGCUCCGUGGUGGAUGAACAUUUCAGUAGGGCCCUGAGCCAGCCUAGCAGCUACUCCCCGAGCUGUACCAGCAGCAAAGCACCAAGGAGCUCUGGUCCCUGGCGAGACAGCUCCUUCCCGAUGAACCAGCGCAGCUUUCCCGCCUCCUUCUGGAACAGCGCGUAUCAGGCACCAGUACCCGCACCUCUGGGCAGUCCUCUGGCCGCGGCUCACUCUGAGCUGCCCUUCGCCACCUCAGACCCCUACUCUCCCGCGGCGCUGCAUAGCCACCUGCACCAGGGCGCAGCCGAGGCAUGGCACCACCACGCGCACCCGCACCACGCACAUCCCCACCACCCCUACGCGCUGGGCGGCGCCCUUGGCGCCCAGGCCGCUGCCUACCCGCGGCCCACCGCUGUGCAUGAGGUCUACGCGCCGCACUUCGACCCUCGCUAUGGUCCUUUGCUGAUGCCCGCCUCCUCCGGGCGCCCGGCCCGUCUCGCACCAGCUCCGGCGCCCGCGCCGGGCAGCCCACCUUGCGAGCUCUCCGCAAAGGGCGAGCCAGCUGGCGGCGCGUGGACCGCGCCCGGGGGGCCCUUCGUGAGCCCCGCGGGGGACAUGACCCAGGGCCUGGGCCUCAGCGUGGACUCAGCUCCUCGUUAUUCCCUCUGUGGUGCAUCCCUUCUGAGCUGA